UGUUCUUUAAAAAAAAAAUGCAUCCUCCAGAAACCACCACCAAGAUGGCUUCAGUUCGGUUUAUGGUGACACCAACGAAGAUCGAUGACAUUCCAGGUUUGUCAGACACCAGCCCGGACCUCAGCUCUCGUUCCAGUUCCCGUGUUCGGUUCAGCUCCCGGGAAAGUGUUCCCGAAACCAGCCGUAGUGAGCCGAUGAGUGAAAUGUCAGGGGCAACCACCUCACUGGCAACUAUAGCUGUGGAUCCAGCCAGUGACCGGACCUCCAAUCCCCGAGAUGUUACAGAAGACCCAAGUCAGAACUCCAUCACAGGAGAACACAGCCAGCUGCUAGAUGAUGGGCAUAAGAAAGCUCGAAAUGCUUAUCUCAACAACUCCAAUUUUGAAGAGGGGGAUGAAUAUUUUGACAGAAACCUGGCACUCUUUGAGGAAGAGAUGGACACUAGGCCAAAAGUGUCUUCACUGCUUAAUCGCAUGGCUAAUUAUACUAAUUUGACACAAGGAGCAAAGGAGCAUGAAGAAGCAGAGAAUAUUACAGAAGGGAAAAAGAAGCCCACCAAGAGUCCCCAAAUGGGUACUUUCAUGGGUGUGUACCUUCCAUGUCUACAGAAUAUUUUUGGGGUGAUCCUCUUUCUGCGGCUCACGUGGGUGGUGGGCACAGCUGGAGUUCUUCAGGCCUUUGCCAUUGUCCUCAUCUGCUGCUGCUGUACAAUGCUCACUGCUAUCUCCAUGAGUGCCAUUGCCACCAAUGGUGUGGUGCCAGCUGGAGGCUCAUACUUCAUGAUUUCCCGAGCAUUAGGCCCAGAGUUUGGUGGAGCUGUGGGUCUCUGCUUCUACCUUGGAACCACCUUUGCAGCAGCCAUGUAUAUCCUUGGUGCCAUCGAGAUAUUCCUGAUCUACAUUUUCCCCCGAGCUGCCAUCUUCCGAAGUGAUGAUGCCCUUAAGGAAUCAGCAGCCAUGCUCAAUAACAUGCGUGUCUAUGGCACAGCCUUCUUGGUCCUUAUGGUGCUGGUAGUGUUUGUUGGCGUACGCUACGUGAACAAGUUUGCCUCACUCUUCUUGGCCUGCGUCAUUGUAUCUAUCUUGGCCAUUUAUGCUGGGGCCAUCAAAUCUUCCUUUGCCCCUCCAAAUUUUCCAGUUUGCAUGUUGGGCAACCGUACUCUUUCUUCAAGACACAUUGACAUUUGCUCAAAGACCAAGGAAAUGAACAACAUGACAGUCCCUUCAAAACUAUGGGGCUUCUUCUGUAACUCUAGCCACUAUUUCAAUGCCACCUGUGAUGAUUACUUUGAGCACAACAACGUCACAUCAAUCCAGGGCAUCCCUGGAUUGGCUAGUGGAAUCAUUGUUGAAAAUCUUUGGAGUAACUAUCUACCAAAGGGAGAGCUAAUUGAGAAGCCAUCAGCCAAAUCUUCUGAUUUCUUAGGCAACUUGAAUCAUGAGUAUGUGCUUGUUGACAUUACCACUUCCUUCACUCUCCUGGUUGGAAUCUUCUUUCCCUCUGUCACAGGUAUCAUGGCUGGAUCAAAUAGGUCUGGAGAUUUGAAGGAUGCUCAGAAAUCCAUUCCCAUUGGUACCAUUCUCGCAAUCCUGACCACCUCUUUUGUUUAUUUAAGUAGUGUUGUCCUCUUUGGGGCCUGCAUUGAAGGGGUUGUUCUCCGGGAUAAGUUUGGAGAUGCAGUGAAAGGAAAUUUGGUGGUAGGUACUUUAUCUUGGCCAUCCCCAUGGGUCAUUGUUAUUGGUUCCUUCUUCUCAACCUGUGGGGCUGGACUGCAGAGCCUCACUGGUGCCCCAAGGCUGCUACAGGCUAUUGCCAAGGACAACAUCAUACCAUUCCUUCGGGUGUUUGGGCACAGCAAAGCCAACGGGGAGCCUACCUGGGCCUUACUCCUUACUGCUGUCAUUGCGGAACUCGGGAUCCUCAUUGCUUCCCUGGAUCUCGUGGCCCCAAUCCUUUCCAUGUUUUUCUUGAUGUGUUACCUCUUCGUGAACCUGGCAUGUGCCUUGCAGACUCUGCUUCGAACACCCAAUUGGAGACCCCGGUUCCGCUACUACCACUGGGCACUCUCCUUCAUGGGCAUGAGCAUUUGUGUGGCCCUGAUGUUCAUUUCAUCCUGGUAUUAUGCCAUUGUGGCCAUGGUGAUAGCUGGUAUGAUCUACAAAUACAUUGAGUACCAAGGUGCUGAGAAAGAGUGGGGCGAUGGGAUCCGGGGACUGUCCUUAAGUGCAGCUCGCUUUGCCCUCCUACGGCUAGAGGAAGGACCUCCACACACAAAGAAUUGGAGGCCUCAGUUGCUGGUGAUGCUGAAACUAGAUGAAGACUUACAUGUUAAACAUCCUCGCCUCCUAACUUUUGCCUCACAGCUCAAAGCUGGCAAAGGGCUCACCAUUGUGGGCUCUGUUCUUGUGGGAAACUUCCUGGAGAACUAUGGUGAGGCAUUAGCUGCUGAGCAGACCAUCAAGCAUCUGAUGGAGGCAGAGAAAGUGAAGGGCUUCUGCCAGCUUGUGGUGGCAGCCAAAUUGAGGGAGGGCAUCUCCCAUCUCAUCCAGUCCUGUGGCCUUGGAGGCAUGAAACACAACACUGUGGUGAUGGGUUGGCCCAAUGGCUGGCGCCAGAGUGAAGAUGCCCGUGCCUGGAAGACUUUCAUUGGCACAGUUCGGGUGACAACAGCUGCCCACCUUGCCCUACUGGUAGCCAAAAAUGUCUCCUUCUUUCCCAGUAAUGUGGAACCAUUUGCUGAAGGCAACAUUGAUGUGUGGUGGAUUGUGCAUGAUGGGGGGAUGCUCAUGCUCUUACCAUUCCUCCUUAAACAGCAUAAGGUGUGGCGUAAGUGUGCCAUCCGCAUCUUCACAGUAGCCCAGUUAGAAGACAAUAGCAUCCAGAUGAAGAAAGACCUGGCUACCUUCCUGUAUCACCUCCGCAUUGAGGCAGAGGUGGAGGUAGUAGAGAUGCAUGAUAGUGACAUAUCAGCCUAUACCUAUGAGCGCACGCUGAUGAUGGAACAGAGAUCUCAGAUGCUACGGCACAUGCGGCUCUCCAAAACAGAACGAGACCGAGAGGCACAGUUGGUUAAAGAUCGGAACUCAAUGCUACGCCUUACCAGCAUUGGCUCUGAUGAGGAUGAAGAAACGGAGACCUAUCAGGAAAAAGUGCACAUGACUUGGACAAAGGACAAGUACAUGGCAUCCCGAGGACAUAAACCCAAGACAUUAGAGGGAUUCCAGGACUUGCUCAACAUGCGACCGGACCAGUCUAAUGUGAGGCGGAUGCACACUGCAGUAAAGCUGAAUGAGGUGAUUGUCAACAAAUCCCAUGAAGCAAAGUUGGUAUUGUUGAACAUGCCAGGGCCACCCCGAAACCCUGAAGGUGACGAGAAUUAUAUGGAGUUCCUGGAGGUGCUUACAGAAGGGCUAGAGCGUGUCCUUCUUGUACGAGGAGGUGGCAGUGAAGUGAUCACCAUCUACUCCUAACCACACCUGAUCUGUUUUGCUUGACCUAACCUUCCUCACAGGUUUCAAUUCUCCACAAAAAUCUCAGAUGAUCUGGCACUUUAUUUGCUGCCAUUCCCACUGGACUAGAGGGCUGUUUUCUGUAUACGUGAUGCUGAACUUUUGCGGAGCUGAGCCUCAAGACCUCCUCUGUCCCUGUGCUUUAGUGCAAAGGGAGUUGGGAGUUGCCCUUCUUCCCACUUAACCCUCAUCCUUCCUCUAAAAGAAGCAAGUCAAAUGAGAUGUGUGUAAAAUGCUUUGUGACUAGAAAGCAGUACGUAAAUGUGAGUUACUCCCUCAUCAUCAGUGGAACCUAAAAAUCUUUUCGUUGCCCAGUUUAGUGUACAUCAUAACCAGAAAGGAAAAAGAGAUGUGGUAGAAAGGAGCCAGGAUCAAAGAGUAAAUUUAAAUAGGACAGGAGGCACAGUCAUUUUGUUUUGUGCAAGACUGAAGCUGCAAGAUGGAUCUCAGAAACCUUUACUCAAUUGUGAUCUCCUGUAGAAACUUUGAACUCCAGGAUGUUUAUUCCAAGGAUGAUGCUCAGAGAAGUAUAACAACAUUAGAGCAAAAAAAUCCACAGCCACAAGUAUAUGGCACCUCAGUCUCUCUGUAGCAAACCCAUAUGGAAAACUUUCUCCUCAUUCUAUAUCGUGGAAUGAAACAAACCUAUACACAAAGCCCUUUCUGCAAGAACUUAGAAACUUAACCCCAAUAGAUGCUGCUCUUUAGUCUGAUCCCAGGUUAAAGCAUGUAUGUACAUUGUAUGUACACUGAAUGUUUCAAGUUUCCCAAAUUCAGCCCAUUCUGUGGUAUUACUAUGGCAAUGUUACACUGGAAAUUACUUUUUUUACAGAGAGUGUUAUCUAGGUGAUUGAAUCACUCAUACAAACCCCAUCUAGCUGCUCAGAGUGAUACAACUAUAGUCCAUGGAUACUUAUAGAUGAGUGAUUUGGGCAAAAUAAACAAACUGGAUAAUGAGAAAUUAACUGGGCUUAUCUCCCUUUUCCUCCCAUCCUCUGUUUAGUAGGCACAGUACAGAACCACAAGAGCAAACUGGGAGACUGGCUGAUCUGCCCUAAGGAUAAUUUAUGUCACUUAAAAUAAGAUGGGCCUGUAUUUUGAAGGUGAAUUCAGCAAUGGAAUUGAAAGUUCUGGUGCCAAUACCUUAAUUCACAGUGCCAAAGUCACUGAGUUGCUAAAUUCCCUUCAUUUCCUCCUCAAGUAACUCAGAAUAUGAAUUGGCAUUGGCCUUCCUUAAAAAGUUCCAGGUUUUCUCAUUGUGUGGCCUGGUUUUUGGAGUUGAGAUGAAAUAGGGAAGUUGAUAGCACUGUACAGACAAUUUAAGAAAUGAGGUUUUUGUUUGGUUUUGUUUUAGGGUGGGAGGUAGGGGAGGAUGUUGCCCUUUCCCUCAAUUUCUUCCUUUAUUCUGAUUGUAAAGACCUGGCUCUGGACUCAGAGAUUAAUCAGAAGCCUUGUGAUUGCCAAUUUCCUUUGCAUUCUUAGAGUGCUACGAAGGACUGGACUGAGGGGUUGAUUUUACAAGUUAAAUAUUCUUUCCUUUUUUUGCCAAUCACCAAGAUAUUGCUUCCAGGCAUAGGAAAUCUUUGCCUUAUAUGGCUGUGGCAAUUUCAGACACCUGAAGUUAGCCUGAAAUCUUUCUUUCUGUUACAGAGAGAUUCAUGUGUAGGGACCACUCUGCCUUGCCUAGGCCCAUGGCCAUUUCAUGAACUCAGCUGUUACUUGACUAAACUGAAAAUAGUUAUAAUCUCUCUCUCUUCUUUACUCAGUAGCAUGUGAAAUGAGCCUUUUUGUAUUCAGAAUGUGCAACAUUCUGAGGAUUCAACUAGCUUCAUGGACAGAGACAGCAACCAUUCAGUGUAAGUGAAGAAAAUCAUCAGUAGCCACACACAAAUUAGAAUAGCAAAAAAUGAGUCAACUCUAAUUCCUGUCUUCCUUUGACAGAACAAGAUAUUUAACCAAUCUUAGCUCCCGUUUCUUCCUCCAAGGUGUCAGGAAGAGAGUGCUAGUGAACGUUUACAGUUUCAUUGCACCUUCUAUUCCUUGUUUUCCUCUACCAAUUUCCUUUUUAUGGUGUGGACUGUGGUUCAAUGCCAGAAGAAAAUUCCCUUCUUUGCUCUGCCCAAGAGCCUAGACUUGGCAACCUGAUACUCCAAAAAAUCAUUUCAUCUCUUGAUGGGCUUUUUAGUUUAUCUGAGCAGCACCCCCCACCCCAAAAGGGUGAUGAUUUUAGAGGUUAGGUAGAUUAAUGUAAUCUAGACAGAAAAAUGAAAGGUUUUAAGGAAAUUCUCCCUGAAGUUUAUAGUCAGAAUAUUUUAAAGGGAUGAGGGAACUGGAGGUUAUUUGUAUAGCCCCUCUGCCUCCAUCUGGUUUUUUUUUAACACUGUUACAAUGCAGAGUAUUGUCCAGACUCUGCCCAGACUCUCACUGUCAUUUCUGUGUGGGUCACUGUAUAUGUAUGUAUUUUGUCGUGUGUCUACAAAGUGUCUCUCAAUCAUUGCAAAGUAGAGCAAUACUGAAAACUCCACAUGAGAAUGCACCUUAGGAAGGGGGCUAUCUGCUUUCACAGAGGGAAGGGAGGGGAAGAACCUUCUAUCUUUGGGACAAGAUCAAAUUUGGAGAUUUAGCCAUAAUAUUCCCAGGGAGUGUAGUGUCAAAUAUCCUCUUGCUAUUGGUCUAUGCCUUCCUUAGCUGGAUUAAAAAUCAUAUUGAGGCCAGUCUUUUAGCAGGGGAAAGAUCACUACUUCAUAUUCAUAUAUGCCUCACAACUUCCUGAGGCAGCUGGGGACUGCCUCUCCCUAAGGAACCCAUUCUCUACCCUAUGAUGGAUUAAGCACAGUCACCUUCCUCUGUCCCCAAGUUAAGUAAAAUAAUAUGGCAGGUAGAAAAUGCCCAGGUUCAGUCUGGUAUUAACAAUUAUGUUUUCUUUUUUUUUUCCCUUCUCAUCAUGUAUAAUCUGAAGCUAGCAUUAGUUUCUCAAAUCUGCCACAAUUGUCUCCAGCAGUAUUUGUCCCCUUUAAUAUCAUUUAGAGGUAGAACCUUUAUUUUAAGAAAAAUGGAUUUAAGGGAACUCAUACAACUUUGUUUUCUUUUCCAAGAGCCGUUCUGAGCAGUUUAAUUUAUUGAGAGGAGAGGCUGAAGCAGCCACUCUUGUUUACACGGAAUUAUGGUUUUGAUUGUUGUUUUUGCUCUGUAUUGGAAACAUAAAUAAAGUUUUUUACAUUAUUUUCAGCCA
Molecule: messenger RNA, 6741 nt
Organism: Trichosurus vulpecula (common brushtail)
Lineage: Eukaryota; Metazoa; Chordata; Mammalia; Diprotodontia; Phalangeridae
Gene: SLC12A6
Product: solute carrier family 12 member 6
Exons: 25
Coding region: 18-3470 (1150 amino acids)
Biological process (GO): potassium ion homeostasis; chloride ion homeostasis; chloride transmembrane transport
Cellular component (GO): membrane
Molecular function (GO): potassium:chloride symporter activity
Source: RefSeq, a predicted model, not a curated record